Nicotiana tabacum (common tobacco) is the source of this 2261-nucleotide messenger RNA. NCBI's taxonomy places the organism in Eukaryota, Viridiplantae, Streptophyta, Magnoliopsida, Solanales, Solanaceae. The record is from RefSeq and is a predicted model, not a curated record.
CAAAAACAACACAGCCGAGAACCACCGAAAAUUCCCCUCCAUCGGCUCUCUUCUGCUUCAGAACCAAAGAACCCCAACUCGUCGGAAUCCCCGAUUCCAAGACCAAACCGCCACACCACCUUCCCCUAUUAAACUCCAAUUUCGCAAUUAAAAAUCUUCUAUUUCUAGUUCUACAGCUUUCGAAUCCUUUAACUCAUAGAAGCUCAGAUUGUUGAACUAAUUUUGACCACUAAUGAGUUGGAUUGGGGAGCUCAGCAAUGAGCUCGUUCGUUGAGGUCGCCGUUCGUUCAACCCUAUUCAAAUCGAUUGGAAGCAAUGAACUAUUAUGUUUGAAUUCUAGUUGUCGUUCGUUCAAUUUGGUUGCCGCUACUGCUGUUCGUUUCUUUUGGAUUAUUUUGAGUUUAUGUUUAUUUCUUUUUUGCUGCAAAAAAUUACGGAGUUCGACUGAGGUUAAGCUGAGUUCGAGUUCGUCGACGAGUUUCAGUCCGUUGGCCUUGGUCGAGUUUUCUUAUUCCCGAUUCAGUUUGGAUUCAAUCCAAUUUCUCAGAAGAAAAUUACCAUUAAAGGUAUGGACCCGCUGAUUCGAUCCAAAGUGCUGAUGGUAGUAAAGAUUCCUAGGAAGUUGAUCAAGUGGUGGAAAAUGUUUUCAUCGUUAGAGCAGCAUGAGUUAAUGCAGAAAUUGGGCACCCUAACUUCCCUUCUUGAUAUCACACCCCGCCCAGACUUAGUGGAGGUGAUGCUGACUUAUUGGGAUCCACAAAAUUUGAUUUUCAGAUUUGGAGAGUGUGAGAUGACUCCUACCUUGGCGGAAAUGUCUGGUCUCACUCGUUUAAGCUAUAUAGGCAAGGACAUGAUACUUCCCCGAGACCACUCUAGGACAAGAUUCCUCAGCGACCUGGGCCUGAAAGAUAAUAAGCAUUUAAAAUGUCUCGAGCAGUCCUGGAUAUCCUUGGAUUAUUUGUUUGCUAGAUUUGGACCACAUGAUAGUUUUGACGUCUUUUGGGAUGAGUUCUGCACAACCAAGGCAAAGUGGCAAAGACGUCGCCUCGAAGCUUUCAGCCUUGCUUUGUUGGGAUUAUUGAUUUUUCCAUUAGAUGAUAGGCACAUUAGCACCCGUCUACAUUCAGUGGUAAUGGCACUAUUUCAUGAGAAGCAAUGCAAAACCGUUGUGCCGAUGAUCUUAGCAGAGUUGUACCGAGCCCUGAGCGAGGUUAGGGGAGGUGUCAGAUAUUUUGAGGGAAGUAACCUUUUGCUACAGCUGUGGAUGAUGGAGCAUUUGCACACCGCUUCCUUACUUUGUCCCAUCGACCGUGCCUUGAGGGAUCGGGUGGUAUGCAUCGAACGUAGGAUGAAAUAUCCUAAGUUUAUGUACCCAGUAGGCGUCACGGCUUGGAUUGAGUCCCUUGGUUUGAGGACAAAUGGGAAUGUUUUAUGGGCUUACCUUUGGCUACCUUUGGAUGAUAUCUUGGUAGGGUGCCUCAUGCAGCCUUUCCUGAUGCUGAUAGGACUCAAGUGUGUCAGGUCGUACACUCCCAUUAGGGUAAUGCGACAAUUGGGCAGAAGACAAGAGGAGCCUCCAACUUUGAAUCUUCGGAGGCACAUCAUAAAUUUUAGCAAAAAGGCGGCUGAUGAAAUCAGGUAUGUGCAAUACUGGAACAAUGCAAAGAGGAUGAAGAAAAAUACAUUAGUAAAGGACGUUGGCAGGCCCGAGUGUACUCAGGAGUACUUGAUUUGGUUACAGUCCAUCCCGCCAGGAGUCAGCACCCCAUUGCCAGCACAACUUAGGGGUCGGGCAGUUUAGACAGGUGAUUUUGAGGAGGCAUCGGACCAAGAUCCCUGGGAUAAGCUUGAGUUGAUAAAGUCUCAGUUAGCGGGAUUGGCAGCAAAUGUGGAGCAGCAUGGCCAGUAUUUGUUUAGGGUCGGCCUUCAGGAUGCGGGGGCAUACGCCAGGGCCUUUAUUCCUAGCAUCGGUGUUUCUUUACGAGGCAUGUUACAGAGUUUGAGCAUGAUGGACAGCCCAGGACCAUCCCGGUCAGGACAGUCGCAUUCAGGAGCAGCUUGACAUUCUAUUUAGGUGUUUUGAGAUUGUCUUAUGUUGUCUUUUACUUUCGUGUCUUGUCUAGAAGUACCGAGUCCUUUAGGUAGUGUCAGAGUCUGUCGUAGUGUAGUUGAGUCUGUCAUGUCUUUCAUUAUCGUAUUUCCCUUUGUAUUUUAAUAUCGAAAAGUUUUAAAUGAAAAAUCCCAAAAAUAUUUUAUUUUCA